Molecule: messenger RNA, 594 nt
Organism: Coccomyxa subellipsoidea C-169
Lineage: Eukaryota; Viridiplantae; Chlorophyta; Trebouxiophyceae; Coccomyxaceae
Exons: 5
Coding region: 1-594 (197 amino acids)
Molecular function (GO): acyltransferase activity
Source: RefSeq, a predicted model, not a curated record
AUGGGCGUCUUGGAAAAGAUACAAACGCUUCCAGCAUUUUUCUUGGGCGUAUUCUUUCUUUACUGGUCCCUUCCACUCGCCGCCUUGAUGAACAAGGUCAAAUUUCUGAAGCUGGCGGGCAAGAGGAAUGAUGCCUAUGGCUGGGGUGUGGCUCUUCAGCAGCUCUUUGGAGUCACCAUGCUGAGAUUGCCAGGCCCUCAGCUGGCUAACCCAUGUGGCCCUAUCAUCUUCCUGAGCAACCACCGGUCGUGGGCGGACUUCUAUUUGGAUGUGGUGGCCACGGAGGGCAAUGCGCAGAUGCUGAGCCGCAUGGCAGUAGCGCUCGUGUUCCCCAUGUUCAUGGGCGCCGUCUGCGUCAUCCGCUCUGUCAUCCUCUUCCAGCGCGGCCGCAAUCAUGAGAAGGAGGCUUUCAACAACAUGAUUGACAGGAAGAUGGCUGCAAGCCCAGUGGAUGGACUCAUUGUGUAUCCAGAGGGGCACCGCAGCACUCUCAGGCAUUCCCUGCCCCUCAAACGGGGCAUGCUGAACUAUGCAUACAUCAGAAAGAUACCUGUGCAGGUAAUUUUCUGUAAUGCUGUGCUGUGCUUGCUAUAG